UCGCAAGCCAUCCACACACAAACCGUGUGCCCGCAAAGUCGAAACACAAAGCAAAGGCGAAGAACGAGUGGUUCAAGAUUGAAAUCGGCCAAAUAUAGUUGUCAACAUCAUCUAGUUGCAUGCAAUUUCAGGACGUAAAGCUGCUUUUUGCUCCCCGAAGAAUAUCGGCCGAAGGCCGCACGAGCCGGCAACGCCGCAGAGGGAAUGUCAGUCUCGCUGGGCCGGGCUUUGGGAAACAUCAGACAAUCGAGGCCACGCCGGUGCUGCCGCUCCGCUAACUACGGCGAACCCGCCAACUAGCUUACAGCACGCCAGCUUAGCAGUGCCAGUUUGUGAACAGCAAUAGGUAUGGCCUCUGCUAAAGAUACGGCGACGUUCUUCACCCACGGCACCUGUCAACAUUUCGAGCAGGUCCUCAAGUUAUAUCCGCAAGCCCUUCGACUCAAAGCCGAUCGGAAAGCCAAGAAACCAGAGGAACUCAUCAAAUUAGACAAUUGGUUCCAAAAUGAACUACCGAAAACAAUCAAAAGUCGCGGCAAAGAUGCCCACUUGAUCCACGAGGAAUUAGUCCAAUGCAUGAAAUGGAAACAGACGAGGGGAAAAUUCUUCCCGCAACUCUCCUAUUUGGUCAAAGUGAACACGCCCAGGGCCGUCAUGGCCGAAACGAAGAAAGCGUUUAGGAAAUUGCCCAAUCUGGAACAGGCCAUGCAGGCCCUGUCGAAUUUGAAGGGCGUCGGCACCACCAUGGCUUCUGCACUAUUGGCGGCCGCUUCUCCCGAAACGGCCCCCUUCAUGGCCGACGAAUGCCUGAUGGCCAUACCGGACAUCGAGGGUAUCGACUACACCACCAAGGAGUACCUGAAAUUCGCCACACAUAUUAACAACGCCGCCGAUAGGUUGAACAAGUCCACCGAGGAGACGAGGCUGAACGAAUCCACCGAAGAAACGGAGAAGCCCGAAGACGUUCGAUGGACGCCACACAAGGUCGAAUUGGCCUUAUGGACGCAUUACGUGGUGUCAGAACACAAGCCGGAAUUACUCUCUAGUAUUUUCGUCGGUAGUCCUUUAGAAAAUGGUAACGCCGUUCCGAAACCGGUAGUCCAUCAAAACGGCGAUUCGAUAAUCGAUCCGACGACAUCCGACGAAAGCAAUCAGGGUCCACUGAACGGGAAAACGAUCAUCGACGAAGACACCACGACGACUUCGUUCACGGAUAACAGCCCGCCAUCUAUCGAUCAAAACGAGGAGACCAACGACAGCGUCGUAUCAGGGUCGGAAGAAUUGAGCAAAGAUUCUCUGCCCUCAACAGAAGACUCGAACAGUAUAGAAAACACCUUGAAGCGGCCGUACGACGUAGACACUACCAUUCAACCGUCGACCAAGAAAAUACGGGAGGACGUAGAGGCGAAGUGACAAAUACGUAAUUACCUAUAAUUUUUUUUUUUUUACUUUUUAUUUUAACGAUAGGUUCUAUUCACACACAAACACAUUGUAGUUGCAUUAUUUAAUUAUCUUUUUACCCUCUCCGCUCCUCUGUUGUCCUCUUCACCACCGUUUUGAAGUUUGGAUCGGAUUCGGGAGUCUUGUACAGGUUUUGGCUCGAAAAUAUUCAAUUUGGUAGAUAGAAAUAAUAAAUUAUUUAAAAACAAACGCGGGAAUAUAAUUUUGAACAAAUUCCCCAGAUGUGGGGAAAUUUGUGUGCACGUGAUCGAAAUACUCGUCUCUUAUUGGACGAACCGAUUGAAUUCGAGUAAAAAUUAUCCAGAAUUACCCAGAUCUGGGGACUUCUCUAAUGGUAUAUUUUUUGUUCGUUUUCAAUUAUCAUACGAUUUAAAAUAUGUUAGUGUCUUAAAAUUUCGUUUGAAAGUUAUAAUUUAAUUAUUUUUUUAAUACAUUUAUUUAUUUAUAAUAAAUUAUGUCUGGAAUGUAAUAUCGUCUUUCUAAUUUAUGUAUAAAAAAAGUUUAAUAAGAUCAAAUCUGGUAAACGUGUUGGAGUUUCAAAAUUAAAAAUACUCUACCCAAAAAAUUAUUGAAAUUAAAUAGUCAUGAAUCUGAUUUGUUACUUAGAUUUGAUGCCUCAUUUUUAUAUACAAUUAAUCAUUUCUAAUUUGUAUAACUUUCUAUGAAAUAUUUUUUAUUACUAUUAUUACUUUGAAGCACAUUCGGGAUUUUAUUGUUUUAAUUUAUGUAGAAAUCGUUGGUUUUCCUUUCCCCUAACCUCAUAAAAGUUAAUCUGUCUACCUGAAAGGUCAAAAUUCGUUGAAAAUUGACUCAAUUUGAAUAUUUAAUGACAUUUUAAAUGCGGCAAAUAAAUGCUAAGUCCCUGGACAUUCCUAGAAAGAAAUUUUGAUGUUUUCUUGAUGAAAGAUUGUUAAUAAAUAUAUUGUAAACAGGGUGAUCCUCAUUAUAGAGAUUUUGAAAUGUUAUUUACCAAAUUGUAUAUUUUCGAGUUAGAACUAAACCUAUUUUGAGGGAAAUGAGAUUCAUGUUUAUUGUAAAAAGAAAUUUUGAAACGGAUAAUUGUUUUCUAUUUCUCCCUCUCCGCUCUCCUCUAUAUAAUAAACUGGUGACGUCUCGGUGUCCUCUUGUAUAGACACGUCACUUUUUCCAAUUAUUUGGGAUUUAGAAACUUAAAAA
Molecule: messenger RNA, 2637 nt
Organism: Psylliodes chrysocephalus
Lineage: Eukaryota; Metazoa; Arthropoda; Insecta; Coleoptera; Chrysomelidae
Source: the annotation of a GenBank genome assembly